CUCAACCCAACCCAUUACAAGUUCCAGCUGUGGGUCUAAUUGCCAUUGCCUUAAUAGUUCCACUAUCUGCUCUAUUUGGAACGAUCAUAGUGCCAAAAUUUCAGUCAUAUUUCAGACUAACAACAAAGCAAACUGUUAUAUUAUUAAAUGUUUUAUUAUUAUGUAUUCCUGUUUAUGGUUGUUUGGGUUUUGUUUUGCCAUUUGGUGGUUUGAAAUCUGGUACAGAACUUUAUUAUUUAGCUGUUUGGUUUGGUAUAGUUAUCGGUUCUAUUCAAAGCUAUUGUAGAACUUUGUUCAGUGAAUUGGUUCCUCACGGUAGAGAAACGGAAUUUUUUGCUCUGUAUGCAGUUACUGAUAAAGGUUCAAGUUGGUUGGGUCCGACUUUGGUUGCCAUCAUUACUG
Messenger RNA from Racocetra persica, 402 nucleotides. Lineage: Eukaryota; Fungi; Glomeromycota; Glomeromycetes; Diversisporales; Gigasporaceae. The record is from the annotation of a GenBank genome assembly.